This is a messenger RNA of Vespa mandarinia (Asian giant hornet), 6162 nucleotides long. RefSeq names its product unconventional myosin-IXb-like dachs (gene dachs). The record is from RefSeq and is a predicted model, not a curated record. Gene Ontology annotation, biological process: actin filament organization. Lineage: Eukaryota; Metazoa; Arthropoda; Insecta; Hymenoptera; Vespidae. Gene Ontology annotation, cellular component: actin cytoskeleton; cytoplasm; myosin complex. Gene Ontology annotation, molecular function: ATP binding; cytoskeletal motor activity; actin filament binding.
AGAAAAAGGAGUGGAUAGAAUCUGUUAGGCGAUAAACGAAGUUGCCUUCUCUUCGAGUGAUCUAGAGAUCAUUCUUGAGAUCGUUCCGAACGUUCAGACAUGUUCCGCGUAAUCGAAUUCGCGAAUACGAAAACGCGAAACCGUUCGAAUGGGCCAAUCGCCAUCGUUUACCAACGUUCACUUACCUUCCAAACUUAUGUUUUAUCAACGAUGUCCACAUCCAGGUGUUGUCCAUGAACGCGGAAGCAAAUAUCUAUGUUUUUGAAGAAAGACCUGGUAACGACCUUACACUUAUCUCGGAUUCGUGUUCCCGCUGCGUCAUAGAAAAAACACACUUCAGAAGAACGUUCCGGUCCACACCGUGAAGAUUCAGCUCGAUCGACGCUCUCUCAUGGUGACUCGUCGAUGACGCGGAGGGCAAGGAGUGGAGAGAGAGUGAUCGCCGUCGGUGGUGUCGCUCCGGAAGGAUUCCCGGAGAUAAGCAUGGAGAUAUGAAAAAUACAAAUUGGAGGGAAUACAUUUCAACAAGGUGAAAAAUGAUCGGACGUAAACGAUAUUCAGAAAUUCAGAAAGGAUGAUGAAAAUCGGUUGGACUUUGGAAAUAUACCUCGUGGUUCGAAUUUAAGAAGAAACGGGAUAGUAAAACAAAAAAGGGGAAGAAAGAAGAAGAAGAAGAAGAAGAAGAAGAAAGAAAAGAAAAGAAAAGAAAAGGAAAAAAACAGUAAAAAUGAAAAGAAAAAGGUCUCUGGUUAUCGAAUCCUGUUAGCAAGAAAGAGCGUCUCUCUUUUCUUGAAUCCAUCGAGUGAGAUGCGGAUCGAGAGGAUCGGUAUUAGAGUCCAAGGAAACUAGAUCGAUUUACGAUUCCGCGGUGCAGAAAAAGAAUGAAAUAAGAAAAGAAAGAAAGAAAAUAGUAGGAGUUUGGAAUUCUUGGCACGUAGCCGCGUAGGACGCUUUUGAAAUUCAAGGAGAAGCUUCCCGCUAUCGUUUCAGCAGAGGAAACCGAAGAGGAGAGUCUCUAUCUUCGAAUUUGCUGGAUGGAAAGGAAGAAGAAGAAGGAAAGACGAAGGAGAAGAAAGAGAAAGAAAAUGAUGGAGAACUCGAAGACUUGGUUCAAUUAACGGUUCACCUGGAGAAAAAGUAAAGAAAGAAAAAGAAAAAGAAAAAGAAAAAGAAAAAAAAAAGAAAGAAAGGAAGAAAAAAAAGCGAAAAGGAAAUAAGAAAAGGAGAAAAAAUCGAAAGAAAAAACAACCAAAGGAAAGUCGUCGUAAUAAGGGUUGAUCAUGUUUAAAUUAGAUCUGAGCGAUUAGCUAUCAGGCAUAGUCACAAGUUUUUUUAUUUCUUUUUAUUUUGUUUUUCUUUUUUUUUUAUUUAUUUUUUUUUGUCAUUCAUUCAUUAUUCAUCUCGUUCGUUCAUCGUCUCGUGAAAUUUUGUAUGGUCAUUCGAAAUCACGUUAUUCAUGCCAUUGAUCGAAUUUUUCGUUUUCAUCCAAAAUGGCGGCGGACUUAUUUUCCGCGAUAGCAAAGUAUUAGAAGAAAGCGAAUGGGUAUACGAGCGCGUUCCAAUAAUCUCGUCGAGAAGGAACGAAAAGGUGAAAGGGACGUAAACGUGCUCGCAAAUCCUGCGAGAAUUACUAAUAUGUGCUUUGGAGGCUUGCCGCGAACCGGAAGUCGCGAUUGGCUCGCCAAUUUUGAACCUGGUAUGGGCAUGCUCUUACCAGAUGAAACCUACGAGGAACGUUCCUCGUUUAACUCGAUCAGCAAUAAUACUACUGAGGAUCUUUUUGACGAUAUCGAUGAAUUCGAAGCGGCCAAGGCAUUAGCCGUUUUGCAAAAGUGCGAUGACUUUUUGAAGAGGCACGGUAUCAGACCAGAAUUCUUCUGCAGACAUCGGGAGAGGUUGGCACUACAAAGUUGGCUACUUCAAAAGUCGAAGUUGUCUUCCGAUGCCUCGUCCUCGAACGAAGCUGUACACCUACAGCAACGUCUCAGGAGCCUGAGCACGGAACUGGUGACCCUGAGGAACCGGCUACACGUAAGCCAACCUCCAAACGGUGGUUCAGUGCCGUCACCAGGAACGCAAGGUGCCCUGUCGAAAAGUCCAGAGAAGGGUAAUUCUGUUGUUACUGGUGUUGCUGCUGGUGUUAGUACUAAUACCGGUAGCGGUGGUACUGGUAAUGGUAAUGGUACUGGUAAUGGUGCACCUUCCUCACCAGCACCAGCCGUACCACCAAGGACCAGCUUACCACCUGCAUCCACGGUAUCCCAUGGAAUCGGCCAUCCGACUGGUCACUCGUCCAACCAUUCCACCAGUCACACGCUCACGGCAUCCGCGAUCGUUCAUCCUCACGUCAAUCACGCCUCUGCGAACACGCUCGGCCACAACUCCACUGCCGCGAAUAAUUUCAUAUCUGAUUUAGAUCCAACGAAGCGGCACAACGGCGUGUCGGACGAUGGUAUAGUAUCUUGUGUGACAGCCCUCGGUUGCCUACGAUCACCUCCAAUCUCCAGUAUUAUCGCCGACGUGAAGAACGCUAAGAGUAAUCAAGGCCAGCAUCGAUGUCUCCCAAAAGCAACCACACCGGCCAGCACUGGUCCUGCGACCUCUACGGCCUUGGACGAUCUCAUUCAUUUACCCGGACCUCUCACGGAGGAUGCGGUACUCAAAUGCCUUCAGGCUCGUUUUUGUGCUAAACAGUAUCACACGAACGUGGGACCUAUCUUGGUCAGUAUCAAUCCCUACACGGAUGUUGGGAAUCCAUUGACCUUGACGAGUACCAGGGCCGUACCAUUGGCACCUCAAUUGAACAGGGUCGUCCAGGAAGCCGUAAGGCAACAAUCAGAGACUGGUUAUCCACAAGCAAUCAUACUUUCCGGAACAAGCGGAUCAGGGAAAACGUAUGCCUCGAUGUUAUUACUUCGGCAACUUUUCGACGUAGCUGGCGGUGGGCCGGAAACAGACGCUUUUAAACAUCUGGCAGCUGCAUUCACGGUUCUUAGAUCUUUGGGAUCUGCUAAAACUGCCACGAACUCGGAAAGUUCAAGAAUAGGUCACUUCAUCGAGGUACAAGUUACCGACGGAGCUUUGUACAGAACAAAAAUUCAUUGUUAUUUCUUGGAUCAGACGAGAGUGAUUCGGCCAUUACCAGAUGAGAAAAAUUACCAUAUAUUUUAUCAAAUGUUGGCCGGUCUAUCUCACGAGGAAAGAGUGAAACUCAAUUUGGAAGGAUAUAAUCUGAAAAAUUUGAGGUACUUACAAAAUGGCGAUACUAGACAGGAUGAGGCAGAAGAUGCGAUAAGAUUUCAAGCUUGGAAAGCAUGUUUGGGUGUUCUUGGUAUACCUUUCCUCGAUGUUGUAAGAGUAUUAGCUGCUGUUUUGAUUCUUGGAAACGUAGGCUUUACGGAUGGGCCUGGUGUUGAGGUUGGUGUAAUUGGAGAAAAUGAACUUGCUUCAGUGGCCGCACUUUUAGGGGUUCCACCACCUGCACUUCUCAGAGGUCUCACAUCGAGAACCCACAAUGCCCGAGGACAAUUGGUUAAAUCUGUCUGCGAUGCAAACAUGUCUAAUAUGACGAGAGACUCCCUGGCCAAAGCCCUUUAUUGUCGUACCGUUGCAACUAUAGUUAGAAGAGCUAAUAGUUUAAAAAGAUUAGGAUCGACCCUUGGAACUCUUUCGUCUGAUUCCAACGAGUCUGUUCAUAAUCAGGCUGAGGUCACCAGUCAACAUGCUUCUACUAUUGGCAGUUCUGCAGGCGGUACUGGUUCAAGAAGCAUGACAGCUUUGAACAAUGCCGUGAGACAUGCAACAGACGGUUUUAUAGGAAUCUUAGAUAUGUUUGGAUUCGAAGAUCCGAAACCAAGUCAAUUGGAACAUCUCUGUAUAAAUUUGUGCGCAGAGACUAUGCAACAUUUUUAUAACACACACAUUUUUAAGAGUUCCAUCGAAAGUUGCCGUGACGAAGGUAUAAGGUGUGACGUUGAGGUGGAUUAUGUUGACAAUGUACCUUGUAUCGAUCUCAUUUCUUCUUUGCGUACCGGUUUACUCAGCAUGUUGGACGUCGAAUGUUCGAUACGUGGUACUGCGGAGAGUUACGUAGCUAAGGUGAAAGUUCAGCAUAAACAAAAUCUUCGACUAUUUGAACCUAGACCAGUAGAUUGUAGAUCUUUCGGUAUUCAACACUUUGCUGGAAGAGUUACGUACGAUGCAUCAGAUUUUUUGGACACGAACAAGGAUGUCGUGCCAGAUGAUUUGGUAGCGGUCUUUUAUAAACACACUUGUAGCUUUGGUUUUGCCACUCAUUUAUUUGGCAGUGAAUUGAAAGCUUUAUACGCAAACGACACAGUCCCAAGAGGUGUUAGCUUUAGGAUAUCACCGACUUCUCAUACGGAUCUUUUAAAUGGCGAUGAACCGAUCUCAACGUUGACGCAAGACUUUCACACGAGGUUAGACAAUCUGUUAAGAACUUUGGUUCAUGCCAGGCCACAUUUUGUUAGAUGCAUCAGAAGCAAUGGGACUGAAACUCCUAUGCAUUUGGACCGAGGUGUUGCGAUGAGGCAAAUACGUUCCCUGCAGGUUCUAGAGACUGUUAAUUUAAUGGCUGGUGGUUACCCGCAUAGGAUGCGGUUCAAGGCGUUUAAUGCUAGGUAUAGAUUGAUCGCACCUUUUAAACAAUUACGUCGAGCUGAGGAACAAGCUGUCGAGGAUACAAAACUAAUAUUACAAAAUGCCCAACAAUUGAAAAAUAAAUUUGGGGCCAGUACGAGUUGGGCACUUGGAAAGAGACACAUUUUCCUUAGCGAGGGAAUUCGUCAACAGCUUGAAUGUUUGCGUUCGGAGACAAGAAGGAAAGCUGCCACUGUGAUACAGGCUACGUGGAGGGGAUGGAGAGUUCGAAGGAGAUGGCCAUUAAGAAGAACGACGAUAUGUGUAUCAACGGUUAUUGGACAAAAGAAAUUACAACAAGCAACAACUGGUAAUACGGGAACUGUUCAAAGAAAUGUUACAACAGGAACAGGAACCGGAACUGGUACUCGUCCUAGACCACAACCAAUCGCUGGAACACCACCACCAGAUCCUUCGGAAAAAUGUGCCGAUCAAAAAAUGAUACAACAAACAUGUACACUAUUUGGCCUUGAUCUGGAACGUCCACCACCGGUACCACCGAGUAGAUCAUACACCGUAACAGGUAAUACGAAAUUAGGAUAUCCACAAACAAGGAUCAUGAAGAUGCCUUUCCCAGAAGAAGGGGAAGGAGAGGUAGUGUUAUUGAAAGGUGAAACCGUUUUAGUCGUUGGAGCAUCUCCGAGGCGAGGACAUCUCUUAGUAGAACACAACAAUACUACGUUACACGUGCCUUAUCAAUUCAUGGAGCUUAAACCUUGCAAUAUUAACGUAUAAUAAUUUAUUGCGUUUACAAUUUUCAACACCAAUUAUAUAUAUAUUUAAAAUAAUAUUUGGACAAUUCGUAUGGAGAUAAAACCUUGCUACAGUAAGUGUUCAGUAAUUUAUUACAUUUAUGAUUUUCAACCCCGAACUGUACAAGUACACAUAUAUACAUAUAUAUGUAAAUCUAAUAUUUGAACAACUCAUUUCUUAAAUGAGAAAAUAAAUUAAGAUUUCUUAUCAGGUUUUAUCAGUUAUGUCCAAUUCGACGAAAAUUUAUAAUUUUAUUAGUUUAUCUUAUUCAUUUAUUAUCCAAAAUUAUUAAUAACAUUAUUCGGAUAUUUAGUACGAAUAAGUGAUUGAAAAGAAAAGAAAAGAAAAAAAAAGAAAAAAAAAAGAAAGGAAAGAAAAAAUAAGUAGCAUCGUAUUGAAAUGCUCACUAAUUGUGAAAACGGGUGGGUUGGUGGGGGGGAAUACGGAAAGAGGGACAAUGAACGUUUAACUAAUUUCACUGAGCAAGUUUAAAGAACUUGAAAUAGUGCUUAUCGCUUGUUUAAGACAGAAGUAACUGAUUAGACUGUAACAUAAAUAUACUUUCAUAUUGCCUCGAAACCAUGUUUGUCUUCCAUGUAGAUAAGUGCAUGUCGCAGUAUAAUGCACAGAAAUGCAUAUACGUAUGUACGUAUGUUUGUUUGUGUGCACAAAACACACGCCUGUGUUUGUUAAUACGUGUGCUUUCUAAUAGCACAUUUCUUAAUUGCGUUAAGUAAUUUAAUUACUAAU